UUGGAAAAGGUACUAACUGAUGACGAAAUCGACGACGACAAGGUGAAUAAAUUGCUCGACCAGUGGGAGAAAGACUACCCCAAGGAAAAACCAAUGGUGAUUAGAGCGAGAAAGGAAUGUUUGGACGGGAAAUAUAGGGAAUACAUUAGCAAGCACGAUUGCAUAGAGUCGAAGUUAUACGAUUGCGUGUUUGUAAACGUACUCGUGGAUUGCCAAUCAUGGCGCGAAGACGCCGAGUGCGCUGAAGUGAAGGAACACGCGCAGAAGUGCAAGGACGCUCAAGACAUGGAAUAA
Parnassius mnemosyne (clouded apollo) is the source of this 294-nucleotide messenger RNA. The record is from the annotation of a GenBank genome assembly. Lineage: Eukaryota; Metazoa; Arthropoda; Insecta; Lepidoptera; Papilionidae.